Molecule: messenger RNA, 2509 nt
Organism: Dendronephthya gigantea
Lineage: Eukaryota; Metazoa; Cnidaria; Anthozoa; Malacalcyonacea; Nephtheidae
Product: nephrocystin-3-like
Exons: 1
Coding region: 49-2310 (753 amino acids)
Cellular component (GO): kinesin complex
Molecular function (GO): protein binding
Source: RefSeq, a predicted model, not a curated record
AUAGAUAACGUUGAGAAUCUCGAGCUUAUUUCGUCACUUCUUCCUAAGAUGGGCGAUAGGAUUUUGAAAAAUGGUCAAAUCAUAUUAACGACGCAAAACAGUACUUCAGUCCCACCUGACAGUUUGUUUUGUAAGCAUGUUUCAUUGAGCCUGGGCAUGAAUGACCAUGAUUGUCGCCAGCUUCUUGCUCUACUAUCGAAAACGGAUAGCGGAGAUCCGAUCUUAGAUGAAGUUUCAGAAAGGUUGGAUCGUCAACCUCUGGCAAUGGCCGCAGCUGCAGUGUACAUGAGACAAGUUCUCGAUCCAGACUGUAAUCCUAAUUUUUCAUGGCUAGACUAUUUAGAAAAGUUAAAAAAAGGUAAAAGAAGAAUAACAGAAGAACCUCUUCGCCGAAUAAAUUCUGCAUACUCGUCCACCAUGUCCGCAGCAGUGCUUUUAGCCGUGGAAAAGUGUCAGGAAUGUAGUAUGAUUUUAAAACACACAUUCAAUCUGUUUUCUUUGAUAUCUUUUGAGCCACUGCCACGCGAUCUUGUUCUAAAAUACAUUUUGCAACAAGAUAAAGAGUCCGAUGACGAAGAAAUUUUUCUUGCGAUAAAGCAUUGCUCCUUGUUUAUUCACGUUGGAAAUAAAGAGCGAGACAUCCGCCUUCAUCGUGUUGUUCACGAGGCAAUCAAAGUAGCUUGUCAUGGCAACAGACGAAAUAUUGUGAAAGAUGUUGUCCAAACAAUGCAUUAUUUUGUGGAUAGGGAAGAUAAAAUCAAAUUAAUACCACAUUUGAAAACAUUUAACACGGAAGUUAAUGAAUUAUUUGAAGAGGAUGCAUUACAUUCCAUCAGUUUAUGCUUUGAGCCAGCAGAAAUUACUCUGAUCUAUUUAUUUUUUGGGCAAACUUUACGUGUAUUUUCUGAGUUUAGGCUGGCUAUGGAAUUUCAAAAUUCCAACAUGCGACUAUGGAAGAAUUCUGAAAAAGACGUUCGUUUAGCGAUUAUUUACAACGAACUUGGUUUUUUACAUAAUGAUUUAGGAGAUUUCAACGAAGCGAAAAAUUAUCUACAGAAAGCAUUGGAAAUUGAAUUAGAGCAACCAGGACCGAACUAUAUCAACAUUGCUUCUUCGUACAAUAACUUAGGUACAGUAUUUAGUGAUAAAGGUGACCUUGACAGUGCUGAGAAUUACCAUCAACGUGCGCUGAAAAUUCAAUUGGACCAAUUAGGGCCAAACCAUCUUCAUGUCGCUUCCUCAUAUAACAACCUCGGUACAGUGUGUAGUGAUAAAAGUGACCUGGAAAAAGCUGAGAAAUAUCAUCAAAGGGCGCUAGAAAUUCAAUUACAGGAACUGGAGCCAACCCACAUUGAUGUUGCUUCCUCAUACAACAACCUAGGAACUGUGUUUAGCGAUAAAGGUGACCUGAAAAAAGCCGAGAACUAUCACACACGCGCCUUGGAAAUCCAAUUAAAGCAAUUCGGACCCAACCAUGUCGACGUUGCUUCCUCAUAUAAUAACCUAGCUACUGUGUUUAGUGAUAAAGGUGAACUUGAGAAGGCUGGUGAUUAUCAUGAACGCGCACUUAAAAUUCAGUUAGAACUAUUGGGACCAAACCAUAUCGAUGUAGCUUCUUCAUACAACAAUCUUGGUACUGUAUAUAGUGACAAAGGUGAUCUGAAAACUGCCAAGGAUUAUCAUGAGCGUGCUCUACAAAUUCAGUUAGAACAAUUGGGGCCAAAGCAUAUUGACAUUGCAUCUUCACUGAACAACUUAGGAACUGUAUGUAGUGAUAAUGGUGAACUGGAUGAAGCUCAAGAUUUUCAUCAACGUGCGUUAGAAAUUCAAUUAAAACAUUUCGGGCCUAACCAUGUUGAUAUCGCUUUUUCUUACAAUAACCUAGGCACUGUGUUUAGUGAUAAAGAUGACCUGGAGACAGCUAAGGAUUUUCAUCAACGUGCGCUGAAAAUUCAAUUAGAACAAUUAGGUGCAAAUCAUAUUGAUGUCGCCGAUUCCUACCAUAACCUGGGUAUGGUGUGUGCGGAUAAGGAUGAAUUAGACCUUGCCAUUGAUUGUCAUGAACGAGCACUGAAAAUCAGAAUAGAACAAUUAGGAACAAGUCAUGAUGAUGUAGCUUCUUCCUACGGGAACCUAAGUCGUGCGUGCAUGCGUAAAGGUGAAAUGGAGAAAGCUAAGGAAUAUCAACAAAAAGCACGCGAAAUUAAAUCAGAAUUACCAGGACCAAGCCAUAGCACCAGCGUUUCCUCUGUUGACGAACAAGGUUCCUCCUGUGAGAGUGAACAGAGUGAGGAUGGGAAUGAUGAAUAAUGAGGAAGAUUUUAAAUGGGAUUAUUGUCGGGUUCACCACUGAUUUUACGAAAUGAAAGUAAUUUUAAUGUACAGAACGCAACACUAAUUAAUUUACUAUUACAUACUAAUUCAUUAAUGUGCACAAGAUUUCGACUUUUUCCAAUUUUAGCUAGUAGAAGUAGUUUUUAUCCUUGUAAUGAUCGGCUGGAAAUAUAAA